ACCCAUUUUUUCCUUAUCUGCCGAUUUCCUAUACCUCCUCAUUUAUAACCCAAACCCAUUUUUUUCCUUCUCCAUCUCCCGAUUUCCUCUGUUCCAUGGCCGCAGCGAUCCAUUGCCGCAGCGACAAGAUCAACACCUUCGACCUCCUCAUCUUCCUCAUCUGUUACCACGAUGGUGACCGUCGAAAACACUCCAACUGCGACACAACCUCCGGAAACCCUUGUUCUCCAACUGCGCUCCAGGAAGAAGAAGGUGACUUGGAAAGAGGGGACCGUGGAUAAUGAGUUUAUGAACAAGAAGAGUUCUAAGAAAUGCUGCAUCUUCCACAAACAAAAACCCUUCGACGAAGAUGACAGCGACGACGAUCAUCACCAUAACCACCGCUCUUGUGGUCAUGAUCGCAAGGAUGACUGUGGGCCCAGUACCAGCUCCGGCAACUGAUUGAUUAAUUCGGUGACCUUUUUCGAUUUACCGUCUGCCCUCGUGGGAUCAAUUUGAGAACUAGAAGUUGUCCGAGAUAUGAUUUUGGAUCUUUAUUUUUGCCGUUUCGAUUUACUUUCAUCAGUUUUUCCGCUGUUUGGGUACUUCUAAGUUCUAAUUGCAAUUGCAUGUGCUCAUAGUCUUUUGGUGUGAACUCAAUGGUCCAAUUGCCUAUGGUUUUAUAGGUAUGUUGUUUAUUAAUUAUGCCAGAAGGGGAAUGUUAAUUUCCAUCUCUAUAUCUACAUGUCCUUCAUCUUGAAAAUUCAGGAAUUUUAUUUGGUGACUCACCAACAUCAAGAAGUCAAGGCUGAAGCAACCAUCAAAGAUUGUGUUUUGUGCUUAUUUUCUCGUUGCAUUGUUUUUCUCCUCUCUUCUUAUGUGUUGUAUGAUAAAGCAAAGAGGUAAUUAAAAUCUGAAUGUAUUAAUUUAUUUAAUUCUGCAGAUGAUGCUAGAAAUUUCAAAAUAAACGUGGUAGAUUAUUUGGAGUAAAGUUGAUAGAAAAAGAAAAUAAUUAUCUGGAGUAAAUAGUCUAAAGUUUA
This is a messenger RNA of Rubroshorea leprosula, 1019 nucleotides long. The record is from the annotation of a GenBank genome assembly. NCBI's taxonomy places the organism in Eukaryota, Viridiplantae, Streptophyta, Magnoliopsida, Malvales, Dipterocarpaceae.